AACACCACGGGUGCUUUACCCUCUCUGCAAGACGCGUCAAAGCAGUUGUUGACUUUCAGCACGUUGUUGUCCCCGUAUGAAUUGAGUAUACUAUAUAGAAGAUAGUAAAGGUCACUUUUCGAAAACGCUUUCUUUCAUCGCUUCGCAGUCGCGUUAACUUUGCAUAGCAGAGAGCGUGUUACACGGUUGGAUAAUCCAAAAUAGUGUCGGAGUGCGAGGAUAAUCGAGCGAAAAUGAGGUGACCGAAAAACGACCGAAAAAUAGUGUAUUCGCGUAAAAAGCAGUACAAAAUAGUUCUAAGUCGCGAGGUUGCAAUAGUGUUCCGUGAAAUAAAAUAAACGCAGAACGUUGCUCGUAGCGUAAUAACAUAACAGCAUAAAGAUGAUUUAGCAUGGAAAUCUAAAUGCUUCCGGGAAGCUUAAAAUGAUAUGUGCUAAAAGUGCGAUAAAUUGAAUAUGUGGUGUUCAAAUAAACUUUUAAGCCUUCGAUUUAUCUGUGUAUUUUGUUCGUCAAUAAUGAAUAGCGUCAUUGCUGACAAUGUUUUUCGGUGCUAGACCCGAGCUCAAUGUCACAAUGAUGAAUGGCUUUCCGAUAGAUCCUUCGCAUCCACCGGUCAUCACCAGUCAUAUCACCAAUCUAGGCAUCAGAUUGUCCCCCGGAGGCGGUGGAUCAACCGGUGGAUCGGUCGACCCAAAUGUAAUUGUGCAACCACCUCCGGGGGUCGAGCCGCCUCAGCAGCAUCAUCACUUCCAUCCGCAAGCUUACGCGCCUCACCAUCCUCACACUAGCCACGUGUCUCCUCACACGUCGCAUUCUAUGGGACAUCCGAGUUACGCGACGCGCGAUUUCUUUCUCCGACGCGAGCACGAUAUUAACGCGACGGCCAAUCCGGCCACCUCUGAGAGUGGACUGAGUAUAUUUUCGCCUCUGCAUCAUGACGGCACACCCGCGAUGCAACAAUUUCAUCCCGUUCAGCAUCCGUUGGCCGCCAGUCACUAUAACGGGCAUUAUCCGCAAGACUCGCGGUUAGGUCCUCCGCAUCACCAAUAUCUCGGUCCUCACCUGCCGCCUGCUAUCCACCAGCAGCAGCAUCCAUCGAUGGGCCAUCCGAAUCAUCAUCCCAGCUUCUUUAGAUACGUAAGAUCUAACGGCAGCAGUGGCGCUAUCGGCGCUAUCGGCACCGUCCCCAACGGUCAACGGCAGGAAACAGUCUGCCUGUGGAUCGAUCAAGAUACACCCGGUUCGAGAAACAAAGUCUGCGGAAAAGUCUACCACAAUCUCCAAGAUAUCGUAACGCACCUUAGUGUCGAUCACGUGGGCGGACCCGAGUGCACAGCACACUCGUGCCACUGGCAAAAUUGCACGCGCAACGGUAAGGCCUUUAAAGCCAAGUACAAGCUCAUCAAUCAUAUAAGGGUGCAUACUGGAGAAAAGCCAUUUCCUUGUCCGUUUGAGCAGUGCGGCAAAGUCUUCGCCAGGUCGGAAAACCUCAAGAUACACAAGAGGACACAUACCGGCGAGAAGCCUUUCAAGUGCGAUUUCAGUGGCUGUGACCGAAGGUUUGCGAACAGUAGUGAUCGUAAGAAACACAGCCACGUUCACACGUCAGACAAGCCUUACAAUUGUCGAGUUCCUGGCUGUGACAAGUCCUACACUCAUCCAAGUUCUCUACGCAAACACAUGAAGAAAGUGAAGACAUUGAAGAAAUUGGAGAAGCUUUUCGAGUCAUUUAAUGCUCUCGAAAUAGUCACAGAAGAAUCAGCAGACGAAAUAAAAAAAGAAAAUCAUGAAUGAGCGCUCUCUAUAAUAUAAUUUUUUCACAUAUCACAGAAUCUCCAUAAGAAAUUAUUUUAUCGUGAAAAGAUAGAAAAAAAGAAAUAGAAGAUUAUCCAAAUUUCAAGAUACACAUAUGUAAUACAUUUGCUUCAUCGGGACGCUUUUGCUUCUCUAUGGUUUUCGCAGACGUGAUUCGCAGAAGACAGUCAUCGAGAUUUGUUCAGUGAAUUAUGAAAGAAGAAAUCCUUGUUUACAUUAUUUUAUGAAAAAAUUUAGUUCUUAGCUUCCUCGGUCAGACUAAAGCGCUAUUCUCUUUGCUGACUCUACUGAUCUUUGCGAUGAUAUCCAAUAUAAGCUUUACACGAAACAUAUAAAUCAUAGACAUAUCUUGCACUAUCCUGUAAAGUUUUGCCAUUAUUUUUCAACAUCGUAAUACAGCCCUGAGAAUCCCACCACGUCCAUCAUUGCCCCAUCACUGCAAGGAUAAAACUAGCGCUUGAUCUAUUAAUAAUUUGUUACUAAUAAUUGUUACUAAUUCAUUGCAUGAUUUAAAUCACGAUUUUUCACUGUUUUUAUGACUUUGAUAAUGUGUUAAUAUUUACAGUAGAAUUUGCCAAAAUUUGAAGCUUUAUACAUUAUUUUAAUGUAUUACAGUGUAGAAUUUGUGUGUAAUUUUUAGAAAUUGCUAAGACAAAGA
Molecule: messenger RNA, 2473 nt
Organism: Linepithema humile (Argentine ant)
Lineage: Eukaryota; Metazoa; Arthropoda; Insecta; Hymenoptera; Formicidae
Product: pair-rule protein odd-paired
Biological process (GO): negative regulation of transcription by RNA polymerase II; positive regulation of transcription by RNA polymerase II
Cellular component (GO): nucleus
Molecular function (GO): RNA polymerase II cis-regulatory region sequence-specific DNA binding; DNA-binding transcription factor activity, RNA polymerase II-specific
Source: RefSeq, a predicted model, not a curated record